Molecule: messenger RNA, 1913 nt
Organism: Ficedula albicollis (Collared flycatcher)
Lineage: Eukaryota; Metazoa; Chordata; Aves; Passeriformes; Muscicapidae
Gene: ING4
Product: inhibitor of growth family member 4
Exons: 8
Coding region: 382-1050 (222 amino acids)
Biological process (GO): positive regulation of apoptotic process; regulation of DNA-templated transcription
Cellular component (GO): nucleus
Source: RefSeq, a predicted model, not a curated record
CUGAUACAGGCACAGAAUAUCUCGUUCCUUGUCUCUUCAGUGCUCCUUUUACCAUUAGGAAAGGAAAUGUCUCUAAUAAGAAUGUUCCAGAACCAUAAUAAAUUUCAGUGGAAGCUGAAAAGAAGCUGCAGUUGAACAGGCAAGGAUCUAGGAGCUGCAAGGAAAGAGAAUGCAAAAGCCAGGAAGAAGAGUUGAAUGAGGAGGCAGGUUGGAGAGGAGUGAAGAUUUCUGUUCUUGUGCAGUUCUCGCUCUGUUGUAGAAGGCUGCAGUUGACUGAGGCUCCUCAGCUGGGAGGACAAGGGCUGGGAAAGAGGAGAAAGAAGCAGAUGGACAAGGAGUAUUGAGAAUCUGCCAUUUGAAUUACAGAGAAACUUCCAGCUCAUGCGAGAUCUGGAUCAGAGGACAGAAGACCUCAAGUCAGAGAUCGAUAAGUUGGCCACGGAGUACAUCAGCAAUGCACGGACUUUGUCUUCUGAGGAAAAACUGGGGCUUCUCAAGCAAAUCCAGGAAGCCUAUGGAAAGUGCAAGGAAUUUGGGGACGACAAGGUUCAGCUGGCUAUGCAGACCUACGAGAUGGUCGAUAAGCACAUCCGGCGGCUGGACACAGACCUCGCUCGCUUUGAAGCAGACCUGAAGGAGAAGCAGAUAGAGUCGAGUGACUAUGACAGUUCUUCCAGCAAGGGCAAGAAGAAGGGCCGAGCCCAGAAAGAGAAAAAAGCUGCCCGCGCUCGCUCUAAAGGGAAAAACUCUGAUGAGGAAGCACCAAAAACUGCCCAAAAGAAAUUGAAGCUCGUCCGCACUAGCACAGAGUAUGGGAUGCCUUCAGUCACCUUUGGAAAUGUGCACCCCUCGGAUGUACUGGAUAUGCCCGUGGACCCCAAUGAGCCCACUUACUGCCUCUGCCACCAGGUCUCCUAUGGGGAGAUGAUUGGCUGUGACAACCCUGAUUGUUCCAUUGAAUGGUUUCAUUUUGCCUGUGUGGGUCUGACAACAAAACCAAGAGGAAAAUGGUUCUGCCCUCGCUGUUCCCAGGAGAGGAAGAAGAAGUAAAUUCACAUGAGACCUCAGUACUGCUGCAGGAGCUCUCUUCCCCCUGCCAGGGCCUCGUCCCAGUUCCCCCAGCCCUUGGGGCCUUGGCUGAAGGGAAGUCUUGCCCUGUUUGUGGUUUGGGCCAUCCCUGGAAUGGUGUGUACCCUCACGGUGGUUCCUAUGUGUUCUGUAUCCCUGGUUGCUUCUGAGUCCUUAAGGGAGGCCCUCUCUGUGUGCUAUUCCAAACAGGUCUCUGAACCUCAAAGGGAAUGAAUGAGGGCACCAGGGUAGCCACCAGAUUCCCAGGGAUUCAGGUAGCCCCUGAUUUUCCUUGGCUUUCCUUCAGCCUCCUCAGAGUUCAUUGCCUAUUCUCUGCUUAGAGAACAAGGCUAUGGGAUGGGGGAAGGAAAGGAGGUAAGUCUUCAGCAUUUUAGGUCAUUCAUUUUCCUGGAUCUUUUUCAGGAGAGAGGGAGUAACCAGGCUACUUCUUAAUCUAGUGGGCUGGUUGAGAGACUGAAAACCUGAUGUGCUCCCUGUCUUUAACCAUUCCACUGCUGGCAUUGAGCAGCCUCUGUUGUUGGGGAGAGGAGGAGGCAGAGGGAGUGUUUAGAGCUAGCUUUGUCUCUCUUAUUCCUGGGGUAAACCUGCUGGUCUGGGAAGCACUCUGUGUGAAGGAGGAAGAAUUUCUGACCACGUGGGGAGAAACAGCUUGGUCCAGUCUGUCUUCCGGCUUCAAAAUUCUGCCUUCCUCUUGUGUAGUGGUGCUUCUCCAUUAUGUUGAUGGUGGGAAGUUUGGGGAUUCAGAUCCCACUUGUAUAAUACAGAAUUAAAUAAAAUUCAUUGAAACCAAUACUCUGUUUGCCUUGAUGUCACCUCCAAAAUAA